Carya illinoinensis is the source of this 1389-nucleotide messenger RNA. Its product is annotated as GDSL esterase/lipase At1g09390-like. Bases 108 to 1211 code for a protein of 367 amino acids. Gene Ontology annotation, molecular function: hydrolase activity, acting on ester bonds. Gene Ontology annotation, cellular component: chloroplast stroma. The transcript is spliced from 5 exons. NCBI's taxonomy places the organism in Eukaryota, Viridiplantae, Streptophyta, Magnoliopsida, Fagales, Juglandaceae. The record is from RefSeq and is a predicted model, not a curated record.
AGGAAAAUGAAAGUAGUCCGAAUGCCCAAAACCCAACGCUAAAAAUAAACAGGAAAAGCAGUACUGCCCAAAGCACGAGAAAGAACCUCCCACCCACUACUCCCACUAUGAUCUCUCACUCUCUUUUCCCCCUCUCCUUCUUCUUGCUUCUUCCAUUGCUGUCUCUGCACUUUCUUCCGCACCCUGUUCUCUGUCAGUGCAAAAGACCCCCGGUUAUCUUCAACUUCGGAGACUCCAACUCCGAUACGGGUGGUCUCGUCGCCGGUCUCGGUUUCCCUGUCAACUUCCCAAAUGGCCGUACCUUCUUCCGCCGAUCGACUGGUCGGUUGUCCGAUGGCCGGCUCCUGAUCGACCUCCUCUGCCAGAGUUUGAAUGCAGGGUUUCUGAGGCCAUAUCUAGAUUCCUUGGGUGGGGCCAACUUCACAAAUGGUGCAAACUUUGCAGUUGUGGGCUCCUCUACUCUCCCUCGAUAUGUCCCAUUUUCUUUGAAUAUUCAGAUCAUGCAGUUCCUUCGUUUUAAGGUUCGCUCCAUUGAACUUGUUACAGCAGGUUCACGGAAUAUGGUCGAUGAUGAGGGAUUUCGGAAUGCACUCUACAUGAUUGAUAUGGGGCAAAAUGACCUCGCUGAUUCAUUCUCCAAGAACUUCUCUUAUGCACAAGUUGUAAAAAGAAUUCCAUCAAUUCUUAGAGAAAUCCAAAAUGCAGUCAAGACUUUGUACAAUGAAGGUGGCCGGAACUUUUGGAUACAUAGCACUGGUCCUUUGGGUUGUCUACCUCAAAAGCUGUCUUUAGUUCAAGACAAGGUUUUGGAUUCCUGUGGAUGCCUUUCAGCUUAUAAUUCGGCUGCAAGAUUGUUCAACGAAGGACUGCACCGUUUAUGCCUAGAGAUGACAUCUGAAAUGAAGGGUGCUAAUAUAGUCUAUGUAGAUGUAUAUGCCAUAAAGUACGAUCUCGUUGCCAACUCCACCAAAUACGGUUUCUCAAAUCCCCUAAUGGCAUGCUGCGGCUAUGGCGGUCCACCGUACAAUUACAAUAUCAAGGUGACAUGUGGUCAACCCGGCUAUCAGGUAUGCGAUGAAGGUUCAAAACUCAUAAGCUGGGAUGGGAUCCAUUACACCGAAGCUGCAAACACCUUUGUAGCCUCAAAAGUACUCUCCACAUCUUAUUCUACACCACGUACCUCAUUUGAUUUCUUUUGUAGUGGCGGUUGACUACCUAGGGAAGUCAUCAAUGUGCAAGCCUUGAUGAUGUUCAUAUGUCUGUCUUUCUUUGUAAUGGUGCCACAAGCAUGGUGAUUCUGCUUUGUAAAAGGUCUUAAGAUUUUGGUCAAGUUGAAGAGGGUUGUAAACUUAUUUGCCAAGCAAAAACAGCCUAUGGAAGAUUUACCUC